AAUAGCAGGUGUUUGAGGCGCUGCUCGUUUUUUGCUGCUGCUCGCCCGUGACCUCUGCCAUGUCCGCCGCCAGCCCCGAGCCGUCCGCGCCGAUCCCUACGUCCCCGGGUCGUGUAUUCUUUCAGACGGCACCCGGUGUGGGGUGCGUCGGUAACGGCCCAGUGCCUCGGGACGAACCUGUGCAGAAGAAGCAGGGAAAAGUCACGGUGAAGUACGACCGAAAAGAGCUGCGGAAGAGACUCGUGCUGGAAGAGUGGAUCAUAGAGCAGCUGAGCGAGCUGUACGACUGCGAGGAAGAAGAGAUGCCAGAGGUCGAGAUCGACAUUGAUGAUCUUCUAGAGGUGAACAGCGAAGAUGAGAGAGCUGUAAAAUUACAGGAAUCCCUCACAGACUGCUAUAAGCCUACUGAUACUUUUGUACAGGAGCUCCUCAGAAGGAUAAGGGGAAUGAGGAAACUUGGUGCUCCACAGAAGAAAAGCCUUUAAGUGCUCAGCAAAUGGCAACGACAAUCCAGCUGCAAUGACUGCAAGUCUCAAAAUCAAUCAUCCAGCCCGCGCUUGGUUCGCCCUAACCAGCUCCUCAUAGUCUGGACUACAAAUCCCAGACAGGACUCCAGUAUUUGCGUCCAAAAUUGAUAGAUUGUAGCGUUCACUUAGCACAGCCUACCACAACCUCAUAGGUUUUUUAAAAGCCUAUAAUGUGAUUUACAUGACAAAAUGUUUGGUUGGUUUUUUUGUACAGUGCUAUUCAUUUAAUGUUAUGUCUGUAAUCUUAUUGUAAGACAUUUUUUUUUUUUUUUUAAAUGGAUAAAUUGUCCGCAUUUUAAAGGUCAAGGAUUUGGAGUCAUUGUUAGGUGAGCUGUUUAUUUUGAGCAUUUUGAUUCGUCUUCCCGACAUUUAUAUUACAAUCUAACUAGCAUUUCAGUGUAGUUUUUGGUUUGGUUUUGUUUUUAAAACCUUGUUACACACUUUGGAGUCUUUUAGUUAAAGACAUGUGACUGAAACAGUAUGUAAAGGGAAUUUUCUAGCUCAGUUUAGAUGUAAAAAGCAAAAACGAACAAACAAAUGCAGCCUGUUUUAUGGCUGAUGCGUAGCUACUGUAUAGUGAGUGCUAUAGAGCCAUUUCAACUAGCUUGCUUUGGAUAUUUUAAGCAUUGUGUGUGUGUGUAUAUAAAUAAAUUUGUCUACACUCCUUUUUAUUUCUCCUUUUGUACGUCGGUCGCCACAGAAUGCAAAAUGGUGGAGUGUGUAUAAAGAGCUGUGCCUGUAAAUGAACGUGUGUAACAUCACCGCACUCAUUUCCACCUUACAAAUGUCACCCUCCUGCUGAGACGGUGUACAAAUUGUCCAGUAAGACAGAAAAGCAACGAUGGUGCUGUUAAUGUUCCCUUAUUAAUUCUUCAAAAGCAGUGGUGCCAUCGUCCUGGGCUUUCUGUAUUCAGACUUUUUACUCUGCGAUCUUGUGUUAAGUCUAUCAUUCGUUUUCUCAUCACUGGAUGAGUGAGAUGUCCGUUGUCCUGAAUGCAGCGUUUUCUCUCAUUAAAGGAAACUUUGUUUUUUAUUUUUAUUUGUUGGAUGAGACUGAGCAUCAUGGUGGAUUGGACAGGUUCCUUUUUGUGAUCCUGUUUGAUAAACUCUUAUGUAUGUGUGUUUUAGAUACUCGAGAAUUCUUCAGGGUUUUUCAGGGCUUUGGCUUAACUUAUUCUUUUAAUGAAUUCUGUAAACAUUAGAAGAAAUGAGUCUUUUACUUUUGCAUGUGUUUCACUGGCAUGAAGGGAACUUUUUAGUCCAACACUUGUAUCACUUUUUUUUUUUUUAUAUACCUUAUUGAUAUUACUGUUUGACACUCCAAGAUUUUUAUUAACUGUAUAUCUGAGUUAUAAAUAGAUGUUCUUUUUUUUUUAUUAUUGUGUGUGUGUGUGUGUGUGUGUGUGUGUGUGUGUGUGUGUGUGUGUGUGUGUGUGUGUGUGUGUGUGUGUG
This is a messenger RNA of Hemibagrus wyckioides, 1979 nucleotides long. It is a transcript of the gene ppp1r14c, whose product is annotated as protein phosphatase 1, regulatory (inhibitor) subunit 14C. Lineage: Eukaryota; Metazoa; Chordata; Actinopteri; Siluriformes; Bagridae. The transcript is spliced from 4 exons. Gene Ontology annotation, cellular component: cytoplasm. Gene Ontology annotation, molecular function: protein serine/threonine phosphatase inhibitor activity. Gene Ontology annotation, biological process: regulation of phosphorylation. The record is from RefSeq and is a predicted model, not a curated record. The coding region runs from base 60 to 485 and encodes 141 amino acids.